AUUGGAUGGAAGAUGACUAUCGGAUCUGUAGUUGCAAUUGGUGCAGCAGUUCAACAGAGGAGAAAUCGUUAGGCCGGUGUUAUAUUUUUUCGCAAUUUUGAGUUUAUUGUUUUACAUUGAUUUUAUUAUUAAGUUGUUUUUCACGAUUUCAAUCUUGGUCAACGAGAAUGUCAGAGGAUAUGAAGGAAGAAAGCAAUCCAACGCCUCCUGAAGUCAAAGAAGAUGAUUCUUCAAAAGUUGAGGGAAAAGCUGCCCAGGAAUCUCCCAAAGAUAGUGAUAAAAAUGAUGCGGAAAAAGAUGUCAAGGAAGAUGUUGACAGUGGAAAAGAGGAAAGUGGAAAAGAAAGUGAAGAAGAGGAUGAGGAUGAUGAAGAAACAAUGGGUCUUUUGGAUAGACCAGUUGAAGUCACAGGAUGUCGAGCACGUAAAAAAGUCGAGCGUCUUGAGGUGAGCUUUCAUACUCCAAAAGAUAAAGAGAUGGAGAUACCAGAAGGAAAAGGGCAAAAACUUGGUCAAUGUCCCAGAAUUGAGUUUCAAAUUCAGAAGUACAAGGCAGUUGAUUUAAGGCCAUUGCAUAGGAUUCUGUUCAACAAACUGGGUGCUGAAAAAUCUGUGAAAAGGAAUAUCAGAAAAUUUUCUGGAUUUCCUUUUGAUAAAGACAGUGAUGAAUACAAAAAGAAAUUAUUGAUGCUUAAUAAAUAUAGUACAACUGUCUUGAAACGCAUGUGUUUAAUUCUUGAUGUUGAUCGUGGUGGUCAAAAAGAUAGUCUUACUGAAAGAAUUUUAGAGUUCCUAUUGACUCCUCAAGAUUCUGGGAAAAACGUUCCACAGAAGAAAUCAGCAAGAGGUAGUUCUGGCAAGAAAAAGCAGAAGAAAGUUAAAUCAAAGAAAUCUGAUGAUGAGGGUGAAAGUGCAAAUGAUGUUGAUGAUGAAAAGAUUGAUGGAAGUAAUGAAAGUGUAAAUGAAUCAAACAGUGAAGAAGAAAAGAGUGACGAUGAGCCCAAGAAAAAAUCAAAACCUGCUGCAAAAUCGACAACAUCAAAAGAUAAAACCAAAAAGUCUGCAGUCAAGUCUAAAAAAGUAGAAAAGAAGACGCCUGCUAAAACUGCUAAAAGGAAACGAGAUGUAGAGGAAGAUGAUGAGAGUUCUGAUGAUGAUGAUAAGCCAUUAGCAAAAAAAAGUAAAAUGCCGUCUGAUGAUGAAAUCAAAAAAAUGAUUAAAGGUAUACUUGAUUCUGCUGAUCUGCAAGAAAUAACCAUGAAAAAAGUAAUCAAUCAGGUGUCUGAUGCUUAUCCUGAUUUUGAUUUAACUGACAAGAAAGCAUUUAUCAAAAGUACAGUUAAAACGCUCCUGAAUGUCUGACUGGUUUUCCGAAAUUCUGACAAUGCAAAAGGCUAUUUCUUGAUUCCAUUGGAAAAGUCAUCUUUUGAGCUGUGUAAAUUGAUGUUUCUGGAAAUCCACAUUAUGAACUUUUCAUUCUUUUAUUAUGCAACAUAUGCAUCCCAUUUGUUCGAGAAGAUAGGCUUCUUUUGAAGUGUUUGCAGCUUCUACAGUAUUUUACAUUUUUUAUUCUCAAUAGAAUUAUAGGGUGGGUUAAAAAAUAAGUUACAAGGUUAAUAUUCAAAAUUUCUCUGACAUUCCUUUCAAACAUAUUUGUUGAAUUUGAAAAUUUACAUUUACUGAAAGAAAAUGCCAGCACUUCAAAUGAGCCUUUUUAAACCAUCACCUACAUGUAUAAUUCUUAGAUUAUCAUUAAACAUUGGUUUUAUGUUCACAGAUAAACUAUUAUGCAUAAGAGUGUUUUACUUUAUAAA
Uloborus diversus is the source of this 1813-nucleotide messenger RNA. Its product is annotated as protein DEK-like. Gene Ontology annotation, molecular function: histone binding; DNA binding. The coding region runs from base 168 to 1361 and encodes 397 amino acids. NCBI's taxonomy places the organism in Eukaryota, Metazoa, Arthropoda, Arachnida, Araneae, Uloboridae. Gene Ontology annotation, cellular component: nucleus. Gene Ontology annotation, biological process: regulation of double-strand break repair; chromatin organization. The record is from RefSeq and is a predicted model, not a curated record. The transcript is spliced from 13 exons.